Molecule: messenger RNA, 1368 nt
Organism: Benincasa hispida (wax gourd)
Lineage: Eukaryota; Viridiplantae; Streptophyta; Magnoliopsida; Cucurbitales; Cucurbitaceae
Product: zinc finger BED domain-containing protein RICESLEEPER 2-like
Molecular function (GO): DNA binding
Source: RefSeq, a predicted model, not a curated record
AUGACUCGACCACGACCAGACCGUCUGGGCAUUUGGUUCUUCAUCGUCUGGGCGUCUAAGGUUCUUCUUCGUCGACAUUCGACGUUCUACCGUCGUUCUUCUAAGUAUAGAGGUAAAAUUAUUGAACAGAGGUACCAUCUAUCUAUCACAAUGAGCUUGAGCAAGAGCAACGAUUCCAAUGAUGAUGUUGUUGUGAUGCCAUCACUACCACUACCACCACGAAAAAACGAAAGUGGGGAGACAGUUUCAAAGCAUAUAAGUGGACGAAAGAGGAAAAAUUCAUCUAUGAUAUGGGAUCACUUUACUAAAUAUUCUGAAUAUAGUGAUGAUGAUCCGCAUGCUAAAUAUUGGAAAUUACAUAAAAGAAUUCUUACUUUCACCCAAAUUGAGAAUCAUAAAGGGGAGACGAUAGGAAAAGAGGUUGAGAAAUGUCUAAAACAGUGGGGUAUUGAAAAGGUUAUGACAUUGACAGUUGAUAAUGCUUCGUCAAAUGAUACUGCCAUUGCUUAUUUGAAAAAACGUUUUAAGCAUGGGUUGGUGUUAGAUGAUGCUGUGAGGUUUGUUAGAUCUUCUCCUACUAGACUUGUCACAUUUAAGAAGUGUAUCACAGAGGAGAGCAUAGAUAGUAAAAGUAUGUUGUGUCAUGAUUUUUCAACUAGAUGGAAUUCUACCUAUUUGAUGCUUGAGGCUGCCGUAAAAUUUGAAAAGGCAUUUGAGAGGUUAGAAGACUAUGACACAGUCUACAUGAAUGAGGAGGAAAAACCAACCACCAGGGAUUGGGAAAUUGCGAGAAUAUUUAUCAAAUUCUUCUCAGUGUUCUAUGAAGUAACUGUUAGGCUUUCAGGGUCUUUGUAUGUUACUUCCAAUACAAUCUUUCAUGAGAUUAGUAUUGUUCAGAAUUGCAUCAGAAAAUAUUCAAGUGCAACUGGUCCUAAAGAUGUGCUUUUGCAAGAAAUGGCAACGAAAAUGCAAGAAAAGUUUGAUAAGUAUUGGGGAAAUAGAGAUAGAAAAAAUUUAUUCUUGUAUGUUGCUUUCGUUUUGGAUCCUCGUUAUAAGAUGAAAUUUCUUUUGAAUUGCCUAAAUCAAUUAUUUUAUGUUGAUGUGGCAAAAGCCAUAGGAAGUAAGGUAGAGGGUGUUUUGAGAGUAUUGUUCAAUGAAUACAAUUUGUCACUAUCAGUUGCUAAUAAGGGUCAAUCUUCAUGUACCAUUAAAAGUUUUCCAUUUAGAACUUCAAGUGCAAGUGCUUCAGAGAUUUUCCGUUUUGAUUUUGAAGAUUUGGAUGAAGAUGAUUCGCAAAGUGUGGAUCAGAAGUUGAAUAUUUACUUACUUGAGCCUCGUGUUAAACGUGAAGAUGAUUUUGUAUCUUAG